This is a messenger RNA of Psilocybe cubensis, 2214 nucleotides long. RefSeq lists its product as uncharacterized. The record is from RefSeq and is a predicted model, not a curated record. The coding region runs from base 1 to 2214 and encodes 737 amino acids. The transcript is spliced from 8 exons. NCBI's taxonomy places the organism in Eukaryota, Fungi, Basidiomycota, Agaricomycetes, Agaricales, Agrocybaceae. Gene Ontology annotation, molecular function: metal ion binding.
AUGUCCACUCCGUCUUCUCCUCCUGUUAGCGUUGCCUAUGUUCCUUACCAAGCAUACAAGUCAAAGAGGCAUUCACACACACUAUCUAGUUCGACUGCCCAUUUAACGCCAAACCAAUCUCCCCCUCCAGUAUCUAGGCCUCCAAGUAGUGCAGUUGACACCUUGACUCUUCCCCCAAAGCUGGUUCUUGACGGCGAGAGCGAGCAAAUUCACGAAUCAACGCGGCAUGUUUCCCCCACAUCCCUUUUAGUGCCGCAACAAACCCACAACAGUCAUACCAUAUCCACUCAGCAUGGACUAGAAUCUGUGUCUUCCUUGUCCUCUGGUUUCUUGUCAAGUAAUCCCACUGAACCACAGACUUCCGUUGAAUUGCAGGCUACCCCGCAGUCCAAGGUGGUGGUCGCACAUCAAGCCCCUAAAAUAUCCACACCUUCACCAGGUCCAUCUAAUUCUCAAUCUGUACCGAAGAAGGGUUCGACAUUUAGACGCGUGCAACCUAAAAGCACUCGCCCUAAGCUGUCAGCGACACAUUCUAGAGAAAGUUCAUCGUCAUCACCGGCUCCUGUUCUUCACAAAGUACAGGGCAAUGCGGAUAACCGCCCUCCUGCACCUGCACCUACAACGUCGCUACCCGUGAUAUCAACACCGACGGCCUUAAUACAUCCACUGCCUUCAAUCUCUCCCCCUCCUAUUGCUGAGCGGAGCACCUCCCUCGUAAGCCAGCAAUCAUAUACUUCGUUUGGUCAGGCAUCUUCUCAAGAUAGAUCUGCUAUACUGCGGACUACGUCCACCUCUACGGCGCCUGAUAAUGAAGGUUUAAUUCUGAAUAUCUCUGGGAAUUCCUCCCCUUUGCCGACUAGGAAACCAGCUCCGUAUCGUCCUGGUUUUCAGCCAAAAGGCGUUUACAGGCCACUCACCGACGAGUUUCUCGCUAUUCGAAGAACCCUGCACGAGGGGGAUGGGGAGGGAGGCAUGAAGCGGGUGGAACGAACAAAAUUGGAAAGGCGCCUUGAGAAACUUAUUGACUUGCAUUUCCCUCGCCAUACAUUUGAAGAUGGAACAAAAGAGAGUCUUCAGCCCGACAAACGGCCGGUCUUACGAUCGUCGAAGGAGGCGCGCAGAGCUUCAUCAUUUUUUGACUUCCAAACUUUGCGAAAUUUGAAUAUUAAUGACGCUGGCGAUCUUUGGAGAGGUGUAGUAAGUGGGAGUUUAGGAGACCCGGUCAGAAAUGAUAUCCGAGCCGCUGAACAACGCAUAACCCCUUGGCAAGACGAUGCAGCUGUUAGCAAGUGUCCAUUGUGCUCUGCCCUAUUUCAUGCUCUUACAAACCGCAAGCACCACUGCAGACUUUGCGGCCAAAUAGUAUGCUCCUUGCCAAUCAAGCUACACCAGAGAAAAGUUCUUUGUUCAAGCCUUUUUGUAGUGGACUCUGAGACACACCAAAUCGAAGAGGUCGGGGAAGGUGUUGAUUAUGGCGUAAGAAGGCGUAGAACAGAUAGCAUCUCUGGGAACCAAGGAAGGCAAAUAGAGGAGGAUAAAUUUCUCAAAGGUGUCCGCAUUUGUCGCGAGUGCCGGCCUGUCCUUCUUAAGCAACAGUAUUAUCAGCAAACACGUAUCACUCCCCCAUUUGCCUUGCUUUACACGGAUUUUAUUCGCCUUGAGUCUGCUAUAGAAGAGUCACUUCCGAAGUUCCAAGAACUGAUCAUGAGCUUGAAUCACCAUGACCAGCCGACUAAGGAAGCAUCCGCUGCUCGAAAGCGUUUAUUGGAUUCCUUCGCUCAGUACGACAAGCUAUCGAAAAAGAUCAGAGGCUUGCCUUGUCCUAACGGCCCAGGAAGCUCUCAGGAUCGCGUGCAAGCUGCUAUUUUAACCCGCGCCAAUCUUUUUCUUCAAAAAAACAUGUUCCCCCUCCAGUCAUUGCCAACGCCACAUUCUGGUAAAGGUGCUGGUACACCAAAUUCUCAGAAUGAUGGCGUCAUGAACACACCAUCGACUAUGUCCGCCGACGUCGACGCUGCUCUUGCUCAGAAACUUCAACCUUUAUUGGAACAAGAAGCCUUACUCGAAUCAUUUGUAGAAGAGGCACAAACGCAGCGCAAGUUUGAAGACGUAAAGACCCUCAAGGUCAAUCUUUUAGAGAUUCGCCAGGAGAUUGAAAGGUUAUUACAAGCAGUUCCCAAAGGAUCUCGAAAUUCUCUGUCCGAAGUUAAGUAG